Molecule: messenger RNA, 1812 nt
Organism: Trypanosoma theileri
Lineage: Eukaryota; Euglenozoa; Kinetoplastea; Trypanosomatida; Trypanosomatidae
Exons: 1
Coding region: 1-1812 (603 amino acids)
Source: RefSeq, a predicted model, not a curated record
AUGCAGUUAAACCUCCCACCACCCCCACUCAUUCACAUCACAUUUAGUGGACAGCCAGCGGUGUCAACAGGCGUGGUGAAUCUCGCAGCACUGCUGGGGAGUACAGACUAUCUCCUCGUCAGACACGUCUCACCCACAGAAGGUGCAGGUGGUGCGUAUGAUGAUGAUGAUAAUGAAAAUGAUAGUUUAAUCGAUGGAGGUGAAGAUACUGCCAAUAAAGCCGAUAUUAAUAGUAAUAAAAAUAAUGAUAAAAAUAAAAAUAAUAAUAAUAAUAAUAAUAAUAAUAAUAAUAAUAUGAAGCAUAAUAAUGUUAACAAUGGCGAUGGAGUUAGCGGCAACAGCAGUCUCAUUGGUGAGGCUGUCUCUCAGCGGCGUAAGCUGCAGUUGUGUGAUCACGCGGGUCUCCCGCUCGGUUGUUUUGCGGUGGAGGACGGCGGCCGCUAUGAAGUUGUGCGGCGAAGUGAUGUGCACGUGGGAGCGGGAGUGGCACGCGACACACGAGAAGAAAAGAAGAAGCGUAAGAGGAACACACGGGAAGAAGAAGAAGAAGAAGAAGAAGAGGGAAAACAACAGGAAAAAGAAGAGAAUGAAGAAGAGGAAGAACAGGAGUUGACCGCGGAGGAGAGGCGGAAGAAAAAGAGGCAAGAGAAGAGGCGAAAGCGGGCGGAGAAGGCGAGGGAGGCGGAUCGUGGGGAAAACAGAAGUGCGCUGUUGAGAUCCCGAGGUGGUAAUGAAGCUACAAAUACAAACACAAACACAAAUACCACUACUACUACUACUACUACUACUACUAUAAACACAAACACAUCAACAAGAGGAAAGGAAUCAACAGUGCGAGAAGGAGGAGAAGGAAAUACAAGAAUGGAGAAUGCGGUGGGUGAGGAAGGCGUGCAGCGGGUGUCCCUCGACACACCACUCACAGAUAGUCUCACCAAUUCACAGCGGGUUGUGGAACAGAGUGAACAACAACAACAACAACAACAAGCAGAAGAAAAAGAAGAAGAAAAAGAAAAGGAGGAAUAUAGUGGAAAUACACCAUCUCGACCAUCGUCCACACAGAAAUCACUAUCCCCAUCGUUAGUCAGUUCGCCUAUGCCUGUUAUGGAAGUUAAGAAGUGCCGGCGGCCAUUGAAUAAGGUUAGCAGCAGUUCAUCACUGGAUCGCAACCACGUGCAGUACGUGAAUGAAGAACAACAAGAUGAAGAGCAGGAACGGCGUCAAGAAAAGGAACUUUUUACUGCGGAACAGGAAAAUGAAAAUGAAAAAGAAAAUGAAAAUGAAAAUGAAAAUGAAAAAGAGGAGAAGGAGGAGGAAAAACAGAAUUCUCAUACUGGAGAGAACAGAGGUGUAGAAGAACAGCAAAUAAUAAACAAACCAUCCAAUUUACGCAGCAGUGUAGCGAGCACCACUACAGAUGAUGACACCCUCAUUACACAUGCAUUAAAGAAUGCAGUGCGUGAGAAGGAAAAGAAGGAUGAGGGCAGUAGCAGUAAAAAAAGAAAUAGUAAAAACCACAAUGACCAUGAUUCUCUUUUGGAUGUGUUGAAGAAGAAUAUAAACACAACAACAAUAACAAGAACACCAGCAGCAUCAACAGAACCAGAAGCAACACCAAUAAGGGAAGAAGGAAAAGAGGAAGAAGAAGAAGAAGAAAUGUGGUCGGAGGCCACCGGUCAGCAGCGUCCUUCUUCGAAUAAAUGGAUGCCGUUGGAAAGCCCGGCGUUGGGAUUCACCACCGUGGACAAUACAUUAUCGCAGGACUUUAGUCUAGACUCUUCUUCUGUUACGUCCUCUACAGAUCAAGUGUACUAA